UCUGACGCAUCAUGGCGGCUGUGGGAAAAGCAGCGAGAGGGCGGCCGCGUCGCUAGCGAAAAGCGCCCGGAAAAUUUGCCCGUCGCCUCUAGGAAAAAUGCCCACACAGUCAGCCGAUGGCAGAGUAGUGUUUGUCAGCCGCUGUUUGAGAGGGAUAUCGACGCGGAGCUGGGAUCGGGGUUUGUGAGGAAGGAUGAGCUUCGGUGGGCCGGCGCCAAUCACCAUUUGUUGCCGGAAAAUCAGGAAGAAAAGCGGCGACGGCGGACAGCGCCGUGUGUAAGAGGCGGGCGGCAGUUUGUUGUUAGCAGCCCCUCGGGUCGAUGGGGGGCCGGCCAGUCCGUUUAAAUGCUGCGAGUCGGCAGUCCUUGACGACGGUGGAGCCACGGCCGAGCAUGGCGGUGUACGCCGGCAUCUUGCUGCUGCUAGUGCUGCGCAGCGUCCAAGGUGUUCCACUUCCGCAAACAGGUGCAGGGGAAACAACUGUUGAAGUCUCCGUGUCACUGCUCGUACUUUCUGGGUGCUGCUUAGUUGUCCUCGUCGUCCUGCUUGUGAAUUGUGCAUCAUGCUGCAAAGACCGGGAAAUAAAUUUCAAGGAAUUUGAAGAUGAUAAUCUUGAUGAAGAAAAUGAUUUUGUACCUCCAGCAGAAGACACUCCGUCACCUCCAACGCCUGCUGAAGUAUAUACACUUUCUGUUCCAAAUGUUAUGUUUUCUACUCCAACGCAGCUUCACUUAUCAAAAACACAAGGAGUCUCCUCAGCACCUUUUGGACGUCAUCAUCUUAGCUACGUUCAGGAAAUUGGAAAUGGGUGGUUUGGUAAGGUUCUUCUUGGGGAAUUCUACCAGGAUUCCAGUUUAGUCAGAGUGAUUAUUAAAGAACUGAAGCCCAGUGCAAGCUCAACAGAGCAUCAUCGAUUCCUUCAAAAUGGAGAAGCUUACAGAGUUCUGCACCAUCCAAAUGUGCUUCACUGCUUGGGACAAUGUGUGGAAGCUGUUCCUUACCUGUUGGUAUUUGAAUUCUGUCAACUGGGUGACAUAAAGGGCUACCUGCAUAGUCAGCAAAAUGAGCAAAGUCCCCGUGGUUCAGAGUUGCUGCAGCUGCAAAGGAUGGCCUGUGAGAUUGCUGCUGGUCUUGCUCAUCUGCACAAGCAUGGUUUUGUGCACAGUGAUUUAGCACUACGGAACUGUUUUCUCACAACGGAUUUGACGGUAAAAAUUGGCGAUUAUGGCAUUGGAUUCAGCCGGUACAGGGAGGAUUACAUUGUAAGCAAUGAUGGUCAGUAUAUUCCUUUGCGCUGGAUUUCACCCGAGCUUGUAGGUGACGUAUAUGGAAGCAUGGUGGUGGCAGAACAGACAAAACACAGCAAUAUUUGGUCUUUAGGCGUUGCAUUAUGGGAGUUAUUUGAGAACGCCAGCCAGCCCUACAUGCACCUUUCUGACAAAGAGGUGCUAAUCUUUGUUAUAAAGGAACAGCAAAUUAAACUCCCUAAACCUCAGCUGGAGUUGACUCACUCUGACAGAUGGUAUGAAGUUUUGCAGUUCUGUUGGUUAGCUCCAGAAAAGAGACCAACUGCUGAGGAGAUUCAUCGACUGCUAACUUACCUCCGCAUGCAGAGUCAGAAGGAGUGCGAGGACGACUUUGAAAUGAGGUGGAAUGCGUUGAAGUCCAGCAACAACAAUCGGCAAGCGAUGGCGAACAAUUCGUCGUUUCCAAUCCUGGAGCACUUUGUUGCUGAGCAACUGAACCAGGAGAUGGAUGACAUCCUCACGGUCACUGAAACUAGUAAAGGACUGAAUUUUGAGUAUGUGUGGGAGACAGCUAAACUUGACCAUUUUGAAGACCAUGUUCAAGGAAAUGAUGGCGCAAAGGUCAACUAUCAGAGCAUUUUCUACCCCACAGAUACUUCUGAGAAAAGUGGUUUCUCUAUUGUCCACACUCAAUCAGAUAAUAAAUUCACUAGGAAGGAGGAUAAAGGAACUCCACUUAUAUCAGGGAUCGUUCCUGUAUUUGAUACUCACUAUCCCUCCAUUGGAAGUGAAUAUUAUAUACAGCUGGAGGAACAAGGUGAAACUAACUUAGAUGUUGAUGAAAAUUCAGGCUUUCCUAAUGAGGGGACUUUCCAGACCAAGGAUUCCCAGUCCUUUGUUAUCCUCGGAGACUCUGGAGAUGAUUUGAGUACGGAUGUGGAUUUCUUUCCACACUGCAACGAAGACUUGCAAAAGUCUGAAGUAACAGAGGCAUUGAUUACUUCCUGCACUCCUAGUUAUGCUGAAAGCCCUAGCCACAAUGAUAUCUUCUAUGAUCACAAGUUGGAGGAGAUGCCUUAUAACAAAGGAAACUUGAACACUGAUGAAAUCAUAAUGCUAGAUCUACCUGAACUCAGUGAAGUUACAAGGAAAAAUGCACUUGGUCUUGUUUCAAAUAAAGAAACUCCCAUGGAGUCGUUAAUCCAUCAACCUGUUUCACUUGAUUUAAACACUUCUAGUCCCAUUUUGGAAGAAAAAGUAGACUUUGUUUUCACAGAAAGCACCAGUAGUGAUGGCUGUUCGGGAUUGACCCGAUCUGAGGGAUUGCCCUCGAAUUUUUUUCUUAAAGAAAAUAAACUUUUACACGACUCUUCACCCAAAGGUGAUGCCGUCAGUGAUACAGGAAACUUGGUGACUUUAUCAGAUUUUAGUGUGGCCUCUGUUAAUUCGCAAUUCCCUGCAGACAAAACAAUAGACACGGGGUUAGCUGAUCAAAGUAAGCAAUUAACUAGUUCUCAACUGCAUGAAAUUGCGUGCAGUUUUACUGACCCAGUUUAUUCACAGAGUGGUUCAUUUCAGAUCCCAAACGAUAAUAAAUGGUCAUCGGACAUUUUUUUAGAUGAGAAUAAAGUCGUGUGUAAAGAUCAGCAAGUUAAGCCAGAGUCAGAUGAGGGUUGUGUCAUGCAUGAUAGUUCAGGGUUAGGAUGUGACACUACUGAUGGCUGCAUUUCCAAACGCAAUUUCAAUUUGCCUGAUGCACACUGCCAAGAGACUGCUCAAUGCAGUGAAAGUGCCGCUGCUAGCAUGUGCAAUAAUGCCAAAACGUACCACCUUACUGAAGGUGGAACUGUGGAAGAAAACACAGCUGUUGUUUCAAUAACAGAACUGGCGAAGCAAACUGAAGCUAUAGGCCGAGCACACAAUGCAGUCAAUAUAGAUAAAGACAUCUUGGGUCAUUAUGGGCAGGACACCAGAAUAUCAGCUGGACACUUGUCCGAGCUCUUCUCAAAAACAUUAUCAACUUCUCCCCUCUCUGGAACCCCAAAUGAUUCUGAAUCGUUGGCUGCUGACAAAUAUUAUGUCUGUUCAGAGAUAUCUAAAACACAGGACACUGUUUCCUUGUCUGAAGCUCCCAGCCCGUCCAAAAGUAUUGAAUUGUUAGCUCCCCUCCAUUCUGGACACACUUCAGUAGAUGCUUUGAAAGCACUAGAGACUAUUGAUAUAGAUGAACCCCCCUCCCGUAGCUUCAAAAAUGCAAAUUCAAUAGUCUCUGUGCCUUGCCCAGACUUACCAAGUCAAGUUAGCCCUGUGGAAGAGGGCGUAUCGUUCUUGCAUCCCAGUUCAGAGCAAUCUACGGGUACACCGGAUUCUUUGGACUCGCUGGAGAUGCAUGGGGUAUUAGGGACUUUAGAAACACAAAAUGCAGUUUCUGAGAAAUUGAAGCCACCGCAGAAGCAACCUGAUAGUGGCUAUGAGACUGAAAAUCUAGAAUCACCUGAAUGGUCUUCACAAUUGCCCAGCGCAAAUGCAGCUCCCAUCUCAACUGCUUCCAGUAAUGAAUUACCUAAUACUUUCCCCUCGAAUCCACUCAUUAUUGUGUCCAAGGAGGAAGCUCUUCCUUCUGUGGAGGUCAUUGAUGUAGAUGCUACCAAGGAAGCCUCAAAUAUGUUAGCCAAUGGAAACCAGAACUCCCACAGAGACUCUGCUUAUUUCUCCGACAAUGAUUCCGAACCGGAUAAAAGAGCGGAUUGUGAUGUUGCUGCUGGUACAAAUGAAGAAAAUGAUCUUAAGAAUGUGGCUGAAUUUGAAAUUGUUACUGUACUCAAUGAUGAAGUUAUAGCAACAUCCGAUUUUGCAGAUUUAUCAGAGGAGAUUGCAGAUGAUAAGAGUAAGUUGUAUAGUUCCGACCAGGAGGAAUUUCCAAAGAACAUUCAAACUGGAAGCCAAGGUAACUUUAGUAAGAUAAACAGUGAUGAAGGAUCUGGUGAGAGUUUGGAUGCUUCAAGUAUAAUUGAUCCCUAUGGAUCAGUAUCAGGGGUUUUCUACAGCAGUCCAGUUAGCACUACUCAGUUUUCUGAAGCUAUGAAGGAAGACUUUGAAAUAAUUAUUGAGAAGGACAUUAAAAAACCAUUGUCAAAAGGUAAUGAAGGAAUUAGACUGAAGGAGCCUGAUAUUGAAGGACGGUACCUUGGCAGACUAGAUGCCUCUGAGCUCUUUAACCUCUCUGAGGAACAAGACGGAAUGGAGGCUGAUGAAGAAGAUGAAAACAGUGAUGAUUCAGAGGAUGAGUUCAAAGGCUAUUGCGUUAAUACUCCCAGUUCAGAGAGUGAGGACGACACAGUGCAUCCCGUGCCAGUAGUUGUAUCUGAAAAUGAUGAUGGAAAAGCUCUGAAAAGUUUAUUGAAGGACUACGGCCGCAGGUCCUCUGAUUACCCCACAACAGACCCGGGGAAGAAACGAGUGAAGAAGAUAGUGUCAUUUUUUGAUGACGUCACAGUCUUCUUGUUUGAUCAGGAGACCCCUACCAAAGAGCUGGGAGAGCAUUCAGCAGCAGAAAACAGUUUGGUGUCUAACAGAGGUAGCCCUGUCACAAUAACUGGAUCCCAUUACUCAAACAGGAUCUCAAACUCCGAAAGCUCCACUGAUGAAGAAGGAGGUGGUUUUGAAUGGGAAGAUGAUUUCUCCGUAUCCUCUUCAGAGUCCUCAUUUAUCUCUCAAACAGCAAAUCGACUUGCCUCCUUAAAACAGUCUCCUUCCCCAGCUUCCAGAUACUUCUCACCUCCACCGUCCUCCCGGACUUUGGAGCAGAAUUGGACAGAUACAUCAUCGUACUCUCGAUUUUCUAUCUCUCCAUCUAGCAUUGCCAGCUUCUCUCUGACUCACCUCACAGACUCCGAUAUCGAACAAGGAGGAAGCAGUGAAGAUGGAGAGAAAGACUGAAAGACAACUGUGGAAGAAAGUGAUUUGUGUUUUCUUUAUUUCAUAAUCAGACUAUCUGACAGAACAAGCCAGUUCAGAUUUAAAAUAAGAUGGAUGAACCAAUUCUUUUUCCACAAAAUUGAAAUGAGUCUGUGCACAACGAAGUAUAAAAUAUUUAAAUGUUGUUCAUGUUAUACUAAAAAUGUGUUCUGGCUGGACAGUACAGUUUCAGAACAAUGGAAGGCUGGAUAAAUAGCUUCAAUAAGUCCAAGGACACAACUCUUGGCAAUCUUCUUUUGAAUUCCUUGCCGCUCUAUGGCUAAGUUCACUUUGCAGACAUAGGAUUGUUCAUUGUUCACUAUUUUUCUGUUCCCUUAAGUACUGUACUGAAGGAAGGAAAUAAUUUUUAUCUGCCAUUCUCUGUAUUAAGUGUUAUAUUUAACCUGUAAAUGUUUUUUCUUUUCCAGAGAAAGGGUACAGUUGGUGAUAAGUUUCAUGUUAUACCUCCAAGGUGCAAAGAUGAUGUUUUAUUUCAGAAUCUGAAAGGUAUCUGGUGAUAUUAUGGCCCUCUGGUUUUAUAAUUGAGCUAUCUUGUCACCUGCCAAAGUAAAUUUCCUGUUCAUUAUGGCAGUUUCCAAUAGGAAUAUAAUUGGGAUGUCCAAAGUUUUUGUUUUAACAAUUCAGCAAUGUGAAUCUAUUUCGAAAAGCCUCUCAAUAACAAUACUUUUUAAAGAUCAGGCCACAGGAUGUAUGCAAAGCAAUGAUUUGCAAAGUGUUUAAGCCAAUCAUUCCAUAAAACCAGUGUCACAGCUGGUUUGUUUUCCUACAUACAACAUAACAAGCACCCCACAGCUGUGACAAAUAUCUACCACCUGUUCUGUGAACCUUUUAAAGCUACUGCAUUUCUGAGGGUAUAACUUCUGUGAUGGUUGUGUGGCACAUAAUUCCACAAGUUUGCUUCCAAAUGUCAAAGCCAGUCUGAGUUAUGUUUGCAAGCAUUUUUAAAAAGUUGCUUAUACCCAUAUUGUAGCCCAGAAUACACAAGUGGUGACCUCACUUGCAUCUGGCCCUAAGCAGAUGGUACUGCUCUGUGUAUCCAAGACCUUAUCCUCAGAUUUUUGGCUUUGGUGUUUAAAAAUUAAAAGCUUCUGAGACUGAAUGGUAAUGUAUAAGUAACUUCUAGUGACUUAAUGUUCUAAACAUGUUCAGAAAUCAAGUUUGAUUCGCCCAUCCGUCAUAAAGUUGGUUGAAUAACUUUAUAACAACGAACUUUGCAGCAAAGAUUUGAUUUAAUUGUAGCAUCAGGUACCUGUUCAAAAAAGUGAACCCCAGUUACAAUUCAACAAACUACAAUCUUAAGUUAUAAAACACAUUUCAUUCUCAUUUUAUUUCUGCUGCUUGUUUUAUUUGUAUACUGAAAAUGAAGAUGUGCUUAUUAAUGCACUGGAAUUAGCAAAAUCUGCUGGUACCUUAUUCACAUUGACCUAAAUAAUGAGCAUUGGAAGUGACUCCAGUGGUCAGAUCUGCCUCAGUUGACCCAGUGUCCAUGUGGUGCUGGGAGAUGUAAUUGGCAAUUCUGAGCCCUUGAUAGUCCUGGCCCAAAGUUGUGCGUGGUGCUGCUGGCUGGACCAACAAAGCCUGGGAAUGCCACAACAAGAUCCACAACUCUGUCAGUCUCAGCACAACUGUUUUAAUUUUAUUUCUCCAGCUGUCCAUCACCACUCCUGGUCUUGGAAUGUAAACAUGAGGGAAUAGCACCUCAAAGGAAAGUGAUCUUUUUUUGAACUGGAACUGGAGAGAAGCCUUCAGUUCCUGGAUGCUUGCCCUUUAUCCAAGUACUGAAAGCUUCCCCCCACCUUCUCCUCUGAAGUUGUGCAAAAUGGCUGAAGUCUUCUGCACUUGAUAUUAUUGCAGGGGUGUUGGAUUUUCAAUUAAGCCUACUCCUGAGAGGCUGGACUGAGUUGCUGGUCCUAAAUUCUCCCUUCCUGACUUAAGUCUUUGGGACUUGCUAUAUUUCCUCAACUGAUCCUCAAUCUCCCUUCCUGGCCUUGUGGCUUGUUAGUAACAGGAUUUCCUUAAUUAAUUCCUUUACUACUGAAAGCAGUGCAUGCCCUGAACAUGGACACUGCACCAAAUCUGGACUUCUCAGUUGGGAAAGGAGCUAGUGAUAAUUGAGAUAUAUUAACAUGCUGUCCUAGACUUUAAUUCCACUGUUAAAACAGUUCUUUUGGGUAAUACUGGGUAUUGAUAUCACUAGUACUCAGCCAUUGACCUUUCGGAAGGUGUUUUAACCCCUGUACUGAGGAAUUCUGGUUAUCCGGCUGGUGUGACUUGGUCUGUUCUGGACUAGCUGAUGGGUGCGUCGAUUUAUUUGUAUGCAAGCUAGAGCAAGCUGCUGGAGGAACUCGGCAGGUCAGGCAGCGGCUGUGAAGGCUGAGGGAAAGUUGAUAUUUUUAAACCCUACAUCACUGGGUGCAAAAUGUUCGCUGUCCAUUCACUUCUUCAGAUGCUGCCUGACAUGCCGAGUUCCUCCAGCGGCUUAUUGUUCUUGCUUUAGAUCCCAGUGUCUGCAGUCUGUUCUCAGGUUUAUUUGCAUCGCCAGUUGCCUUGGACUAAAGAGCUAUCUCAACAAGUGAUAAGCUCAACUAAUUUUUAACAGUAGAACUGAGAAGUUGAAGUAUUUGCUUGGGAGAUUCAUAUUUGAGUAUGUGGUUCCCUUCCAGUGCCAACACGAAUUCUGACAAAGAUAUGACUGUCCACUGGAGAGUGAGAGGGGAAAAUGAUAAUGAGAGACUCUGGUCUCUUUUGUUGUUAUUUAUUGUAGGAGAAUUAGUAAAAGACUUUUUGUGAAUAAUUGUAACAGCUACAGAGCUAUACAGAAAUUCAUUAGAAGGCAGCAAAAAUCUUUCCCAGGGACUCUGCUAAUUGAGGACAUCCUUUCAAGGAUUUUGGGGGUUUUGAGGAAAAGAAGUCAGUGAUUCUGCUCACUCACAAAGGCAUCAUAAUUGAUACUGUGCCAAUGAUCAUCAUGUAGAAGUGGUUUUCUGGGAGACAGCUUGGCAUAAAUUGAAUUUGCACACAGAUUUCUGCAAGAUCCCACUUCGAAAUGGUUAGAUCCUUUUAUUUAGUGAUAGUGGAACAUCAGUACAACUUGUUUUGUUAUGUUUUUGUAGGUAUUUAGCCCUGACUGCUUCCUUUAAACGGAGUGAAAUGAUACAACCAGGGAAUCAUUGUGCCUCAACCCUCAAUUCUCCGCACCACAAUGAAUCUGAAAUCAAAUUAAAUGCAAGUUUGUCACCCACAAGUUAUCUCAUCACAUUCAGCCGUCCAGGAUUCAAGAAUUAAUUAAUUAGUGCCUAUAAACAAAAACUAGCAGUGAAGAAAGCCUGACAGAAGCAGCAAAAAUAAAGGUAACAUAGGGGCAAGUAGGAAUUGAAGGUUAGUCUUUCAGUUACUGAUAAAGUUUGUAGCAAUUCUGCCAAACUCACUACAGUACUUGUGUUUAAUGCGAUGGAUGAAUUUAUAGAAUAACAACCAGAAAUGAGCCCUCAGCUGUCUUUAGUCCUGUGCUUUAAAGUAUGUUGACAAUAAGGUAAUGUUUUGCAUAUAUUAAUGGUUAAACAAGCCUUUGAAAGAAACCUUGAAAACUGUGGAAAGGAAGACUGUCCUACAGCUGCCAGUGUUGGAACAGUUGCUGAAGUGUGGUUUCGAGUCAGUGGAAUGCACUCACUGUUCGUCCAGCACUCCAGCUCCCUUGCACACAUUUGGACGGCUCCUCUGUCUAAAUAUUCACACUAGGAUUUAAAAAAUGCCCAGUAGUGAGAUGCUGAUAGUGACUGGAAUGAAUUAGUGUCCAAAAUGCACAAACCAUGUGUAAUAAUUAAACUGUCAUAUUAACACGUUCUGAAGAGCAGCAGUUCACGGUCCAAAAUGCACUUGCCCACUGCAAAUCGCCCUGUUCUCAUGCGUUUAUAUUUGCAAUCAAUGAAUUAUUACUGAUCACUCAAAUGUUGCUGCUUGCACGGGAGACAAACAGCAAAAUUUUGGCUGUUGCUUCUGUACUUGCAUGUGGUUCCAGAACAACAGGAUCUAGCCUUAAGGUGACCUCGUUAAAAUGUCAGCAGUUGGUCAAACGGCUCAGAUGCUUUGUGCUCAGACUGGAAGUGCACCCUGACUAGUCAAUCUGAAAUGAUGGAAAGAUAGAAAAUGGCAUCUCAAUACUGAGAGUGUGAGCAGCCUCUCCCAAUACUUGUACCUCUUCUGUUAUGAAGGAAUAUUCCACUACACUUGAGACUAGCCAAACUCUACCUUCGAACCUCUUAACUUUACUUUUAUUGGUAGUUGUGCAAUAUUUUAAUCUUGAACAUAGUUCCUUUUUUUUUGUUAAUGGUUCAGGACAGUUGUGAUCUGCAAUUUACGAUAGUUCAAAAUUACCCUGAACUGUUAUUAUUAAUAGGCAAAGAUUUUUGUUUAUAGUGUAGUUGACACAAGAUAUAUUUUGCAAUAAUUUGGUAAUAUUUUUAAAUACAAGCUGUCUACAGCAGUGGUGAUUUAGGAAAAGGUGAUGCCACUUUGAACAAGUAAUGCUAAAUCAAAUGUGUUCAGAUAAAUUCAAUUGAUCGGUCAGGUGAGGGAGAUGCAAGAAUUUCAUAGCAAUCUUGACUGUUGCCUUAGAGAAAUGGCUGGAUGAUAUAUUUUAUUUCUGUAUGCUGUGUGAAAUAAUGCAGUCUCUUCUCUCCUGGAUGGCUGCCUGUAGCUAUUGCCAUAUGUUUCCAGCACUGCUUAAUCGUCUAAAUGGUCGGUUACUUGGCAAAUGUUUAUGUAAAUGGAAAAGGCAAUUUGCAAGAAAGAAUAAUGCAAUACUUUUAAUGUUGCCUUCCCACUCAGUGGUACUGUGAUAUCGAGCAAACCAGAUAGCCAGACACUGGCAGGCAGAGAUGCUGACAGCAAGCUCUU
Messenger RNA from Mobula hypostoma (lesser devil ray), 10121 nucleotides. It is a transcript of the gene lmtk2, whose product is annotated as lemur tyrosine kinase 2. The coding region runs from base 321 to 5186 and encodes 1621 amino acids. Gene Ontology annotation, biological process: protein phosphorylation. Gene Ontology annotation, molecular function: ATP binding; protein kinase activity. The transcript has 14 exons. NCBI's taxonomy places the organism in Eukaryota, Metazoa, Chordata, Chondrichthyes, Myliobatiformes, Myliobatidae. The record is from RefSeq and is a predicted model, not a curated record.